GGUUAAGAUUGUAACAAUUAUAUUUUUGUAGCAUAAUAUCUAUGGUUGCAACGUGGUAACGAACAAUCCUGUGCCCUCAUAAUCUUUGACAUUGGGGUUCAUUUUCAGAGCAGUGUUUAAAGACUACAAGAAUGUGACAGUGACACCCUUCUUCCUACUUCCAAAACGCUUCCGCUGUCAUCUUAAAGAAACACACCGCCUCUCAUCAAGCAUCAUCAUUAUUUGAUUUGAUAUUAUUGGAGUGGAUCGGGGUGAUAAAGUUGGUAUUGUGAUAGGCUGGGGUGGAUUAGAAUGACCCUGAUUCGCUGUUGUCUCUGAACCCUUUCUGGUACGUAACAAAGGCUCAGCGGUGACUGUCACUUGUGUUCUACCAGCUGCGACACUCGGUGCUCGAUUGCUUUCGACUGUAAGGACCAUGGCGGAUACAUGGGAUAAUGUUACAAUUCCUGAGUUCAACUCCCUUCUUCAAAUGGAUCCCUACCUCAAACAGUACGAAAAGGACUUCAGGAGGAGGUAUGGGCUGUUUGAGAAGCGUCUGUUCCUCCUGGAGGAGGCAGAAGGGGGCUUUGAUCAGUUCACUAGAAGCUACAGGACCUUUGGCGUGAACCGCAUGGCUGACAACAGACUGGUGUUGAGGGAGUGGGCCCCAGCCGCGGAGGCCCUGUUCCUUACUGGAGACUUCAAUGGUUGGGACAACUUCUCUCACCCGUACGAGAAGAAAGAGUUUGGAAAAUGGGAACUGUGUCUGCCCCCCAAGCAUGACAAGUCACCAGCCAUCGAACACAACACCAAACUCAAGGUUGUGGUCCACACUAAGAAAGGGGAGCGUCUGUACCGCAUUUCACCUUGGGCCAAGUACGCCAUCCAGACCGAGAAACAAGUCAUCUAUGACUGGGUCCACUGGGACCCUCCUCAACCUUAUCUACACAUCCACCCUCGCCCCAAGAAGCCCCAGAGUUUACGGAUCUACGAGUCCCACGUGGGCAUCGCCUCACCUGACCCUAAAGUCGCCUCCUACACCAACUUCACAACCAAUGUCCUGCCUCGAAUAAAAGACUUGGGGUACAACUGUAUUCAGCUGAUGGCUGUCAUGGAGCAUGCAUACUAUGCCAGCUUUGGUUAUCAAGUCACAAGCUUCUUUGCUGCAUCCAGUCGUUACGGGACACCAGAGGAGUUGAAGCAGCUGAUUGACACCGCCCACUCCCUGGACAUCGUCGUCCUAUUGGACGUGGUCCAUAGCCACGCCUCCCAGAACACGGAGGAUGGGCUAAACUCUUUUGAUGGCUCCGACUCCUGCUUCUUCCACUCCCCUCCACGCGGGGAGCAUGCUCUCUGGGGCAGCCGCCUCUUCAACUACUCCAGCUGGGAGGUGCUGAGGUUCCUGCUGUCUAACCUGCGUUGGUGGAUGGAGGAGUAUCGUUUUGAUGGCUUCAGGUUCGAUGGGGUGACGUCCAUGAUGUACCACCACCAUGGCAUUGGCAGUAUGUUUUCAGGAGACUACUCUGAGUACUUUGGUCUUCAGGUGGAUGAAGAUUCCCUGGUCUAUCUGAUGACAGCUAAUCAUGUCCUGCACACCCUGUAUCCUGACUGCAUCACCAUCGCAGAGGAUGUAUCAGGGAUGCCAGCUGUGUGCCGGUCCGUGGCAGAGGGAGGGUUGGGCUUCGACUACCGUCUUGCCAUGGCCAUUCCAGAUAAAUGGAUCCAGAUUCUGAAGGAGUUAGCAGACGAGGCCUGGGACAUGGGUAACAUUGUCUACACUCUGACAAACAGACGAUACGGAGAGAACUGCAUCGCGUACGCAGAGAGCCACGACCAGUCUCUGGUAGGUGAUAAGUCCCUGGCCUUCUGGCUGAUGGAUAAAGAGAUGUACACCAACAUGAGUUCCCUGAUCCCCAUGACUCCCGUCAUCGACCGAGGCAUCCAGCUACAUAAGAUGAUCCGCCUCCUCACACACGCUCUGGGGGGAGAAGGCUACCUCAACUUCAUGGGUAAUGAGUUCGGCCACCCAGAGUGGCUGGACUUCCCUAGGAAGGGUAAUAAUGAGAGUUAUCACUACGCCAGGCGUCAGUACAACCUGCUGGACACUGACCACCUCCGUUACAGACAGCUCUAUGACUUUGACCGGGACAUGAACCGUACCGAGGACAAGUACGGCUGGCUGGCUGCACCACCGGCGUUUGUGAGUGCCAAGCACGAGGGAGACAAGGUGAUAGUGUUCGAGAGAGGCAACGUGCUGUUUCUGUUGAACUUCCACCCAACCAGGAGCCAGACCAACUACAGGGUGGCUGUGGCCUCGCCUGGGAAAUACACCAUCAAGCUGGACAGUGAUGAGGUGCAGUACGGAGGCCAUGGCAGACUGGACCACAACACAGAGUUUUUUACUGAACCACAGCCCUUCAACGAGAGAGACAACUCUAUGCUGGUCUACAUCCCCUGCAGGACAGCUCUGAUCCUGGGUAAUGACGAUACCGAGUCCUGUUAUUAGAUCUCUGCUACGACUGACUCUCGCUACCAGCAGAAACAGACGCCCAGCUGGCGCCAACCUUAAGUGUUAUCAACCAAUCACUGUCCUUUUUUCUUUUGUUUUUCUGUGUCAACCAACCACACGCCACUAAUGCCCCCCCCCCCCCCCACCCUUCCCCAUUUAUCACAACUUUUGUGAGUUCCUAUGUUUUUUUUCCAUACACCUUUAACAAUAGUUAGUAGAUGAUCAUAUUAACAUCAUCUGUAAUCUGUAACGCAGCUUGGUGUUUCCCACUAUAACUGAGUCGGGGCCUUACUGAUUAUAUGGUCAACUAAUAUGAUGUAACUCAGGAUGAGGGUUGCAGAAUUCCACUAACUUUCCCCAAAGUUCCCAGGUUGGAAGAUUUCAGGAAUCAGAGUAGAAUAAAACAGGAAAACCUGGACAUUUUGGGGGGGGGGGGGGGGAGUUCCCGUAAUUCUGCCAUUUACACAGUAUAUAUCGUUCAUAUUUUGAGUCCAUCCACCCACCACUAGUUUGCCAAGCCUUGGUAUGACACCUACAACACUUGAAAAGAAACCGUGGUACAGGGAUAUGGUAAUGCUAAUAUGCUAACAUAAAGCAUUACUUGUGGUACGGUAUUGCUAACAUAAAGUAUUACUUGUGGUACGGUAAUGCUAACAUAAAGUAUUACUUGUGGUACAGUAAUGCUAACAUGCUAACAUAAAGCAUUACUUGUGGUACGGUAAUGCUAACAUGCUAACAUAAAGUAUUACUUGUGGUACGGUAAUGCUAACAUGCUAACAUAAAGUAUUACUUGUGGUACAGUAAUGCUAACAUAAAGCAUUACUUGUGGUACGGUAAUGCUAACAUGCUAACAUAAAGUAUUACUUGUGGUACAGUAAUGCUAACAUGCUAACAUAAAGCAUUACUUGUGGUACAGUAAUGCUAACACAAAGCAUUACUUGUGGUACAGUAAUGCUAACAUGCUAACAUAAAGCAUUACUUGAGUUACAGUAAUGCUAACAUGCUAACACAAAGCAUUACUUGUGGUACAGUAAUGCUAACAUGCUAACAUAAAGCAUUACUUGUGGUACGGUAAUGCUAACAUAAAGCAUUGCUUGAGUUACAGUAAUGCUAACAUGCUAACAUAAAGCAUUACUUGUGGUACAGUAAUGCUAAUGCAGUUAGCAAUAGUACUACCUUCUCCACUGAUUCCAGCAUGCACAGGCUUGUAAUAAUAUUAUUUUACAUAUAUUGCAUUAAGAUCGGUGUGCUAUUUAUAUAAAAAUACAAUACGCAUGCAAUUUUUGAUGUACAAUUUAAUUCUUAUGAUUUUGUAUUUAAAUGCCAACAAUGUUUUGCAAUUGGCCAUCCGAAAGUGUAUACUAUAAGAAUGUGUACUAUUUAAAAGUGUAUACUAUUUAAAAGUGUAUACUAUAAGAGUGUGUACUAUUUAAAAGUGUAUACUAUAAGAGUGUGUACUAUUUAAAAGUGUAUACUAUAAGAGUGUGUACUAUUUAAAAGUGUAUACUAUUUAAAAGUGUAUACUAUAAGAGUGUGUACUAUUUAAAAGUGUAUACUAUAAGAGUGUGUACUAUUUAAAAGUGUAUACUAUAAGAGUGUGUACUAUUUAAAACAAACAGGACAGGAAAAAAAGUUACCAGUGUUGCAUCCCAAAUAGCACCCUAUUCCCUAUAUAGUGCACUACUUUUAACCAGGACUCAUAGGGCUCUGGUAAAAAAGUAGUGCACAAUAUAUUUAAGCAAUAAGGCCCGAGGGAGGAGGUGUGGUAUAUGGCCGAUUUAUACCACGGCUAAGGGCUGUUCUUAAGCACGACACAUCGCUGAGUGCCUGGACACAGCCCUUAGCCGUGGCAUAUUGGCCAUAUAUCACAAGACCCCCUGAGGUGCCUUAUUCCUAUUAUAAACUGGUUAUCAAUGUAAUUCUAGCAGUAAAAAAAAUAACUAUUUUGUCAUACCCGUGGUAAACGGGGUCUGAUAUACCACGGCAGUCAGCCAAUCAGCAUUCAGAUCGCUGUGACGUCAUCACGUUUGUUUCGUCACUGUUGAUUUAUUUGUUGGCAUUGAAUGCUUUGUUGGCAUUGUAUUUACACUGAAAUAAGCCGUCUUGAAUAAUAUAUAUCAUUUUUGUUGACUAUCCUGACUUUAGUGGGUUUGUAAUACCUUUGUGGUGUGAUGGGUCUUCUAUCAAAGCAGCAAGGGAUUAUGCAUUUUUACUUGUUUAUAUACUUGUUUUGGUGUGUGUCAGUCAUUUGCAGCUAAUGCCACAUAGUCAGAGUACUGAAUACAGGCAGCUGAAAGCCCGUCUGGUAUACGAUGUGUUUGGAGUUAUGGAAGCUUCUGGAAUGGACACGACGAUUGGCACACAAUGACUAUUAGAGCGGCAGAGGAGACCGUAGCGAGACUAAAUAACAGUACUGGACCCUGCUCAAAGACAGGAACCGGCCAUCCAUAUUCUGAACCAUUGUCCGUCUUGCCCAACUUCCCCUCUUGUCUGUCCCUUAUACUGUAUUUUAGACACUUUUAACCCUGACAGAAAUUGAGCUUUUGAUUUCAAUUAUAUAUAUUAUAUAAUUAUAUAUAUAUAUAUAUAUAUUGUUUUACGUUAUCUGCAAAGGUCCAUACUGUUAGUGACUCAAAGGCUAAAAUACAAUUUCUAUUUAGGAAAAUGCCAAGAUUGUUCAUGCUCACUGAAUACUUUUGUGUUACCUCCCAAAUUAACCCCUAUUCUUAUAUAGUGUACUGCUUUUCACCAGCCUCCUCUUUGGGCCCUUGUCAAAAAGUAGUGCACUGUAUAGAGUGUAACUUGGGAUUCUGCCUGUGUGGGUGGGUUAAGGUCAUGUAAGCAUCAAACAUGAAGGAUCACUGAUUCCCUUCAUAGUGCACUAUUUUGGACCCGUGUCCAUAGGGCUCUGGUCAAAAAGGUUAAAACAAAUCACAAAAACAUUUAAAAAGUAGUGCACUAUAUAGGGAAUAGGGUGCCAUUUUGGACAAUUGUAGUGCACUAUAUAGGGAAUAGGGUGCCAUUUUGGACAAUUGUAGUGCACUAUAAAGGGAAUAGGGUGCCAUUUAAUUUGGGACUCAAGUCUCGUCUGCCUUCAUCUCUGCUGUGGUUUCGUGGUUGUGUUUUCUUUUCAGGCGUUGUCUAACCUCGUCCCCCGACUGGAGGGGGUUUAACAAUGUCAGGUGCACAAGAUGUUAUGUUGUAAUUACCCCCCCCCCCCCUCCA
This is a messenger RNA of Oncorhynchus kisutch (coho salmon), 5713 nucleotides long. It is a transcript of the gene gbe1b, whose product is annotated as glucan (1,4-alpha-), branching enzyme 1b. Gene Ontology annotation, molecular function: 1,4-alpha-glucan branching enzyme activity; cation binding; hydrolase activity, hydrolyzing O-glycosyl compounds. Gene Ontology annotation, cellular component: cytoplasm. The transcript is spliced from 16 exons. The coding region runs from base 416 to 2485 and encodes 689 amino acids. Lineage: Eukaryota; Metazoa; Chordata; Actinopteri; Salmoniformes; Salmonidae. The record is from RefSeq and is a predicted model, not a curated record. Gene Ontology annotation, biological process: glycogen biosynthetic process.